GCAAGAAUAUUUUGCAUUUAUGAUUGAUGUUAAAAUGAAAAGCCAAAAUGAUGUUGAGAUGACCUCCAAGAUUUUCGUGUCAACCUUUGAUGAAACGAUCAAUGUACAGAUUCCAGUUCAAGCAGAAUCAAUGCUGGCCGAAGAUUUCAUCCUAAUAGUUGGACAAGGAUUAGGUUUGCAGCGAAGCAGUAUUAAAUGCUUUGGGCUAUUUCAAGGAUUGUUACACCCGACCAAAAAGUUCAAAAGUAUUGAUCCGGUGCCGAGGGAUGUUAAUGAACUAACAUUUCAGAAAUGGUGCUUUGAUGUUAGUAACGAGAGCAAGCUGUUAACAGAUCCAGUGGCGACCAAACUAGUGUAUGCUCAAUGCAGGGCCUACAUUAACCAAGGUCUACUAAAACCUUCAGAAGAAGUAGCCACUAAACUAUCGGAUCUACUGAAACCUUCAAAAGACGUAGUCAAACCUUCAGUAGCCAAACCUUUAAAGGAAGUAGCCAACCCUUCAGAAGAAGUAGCCAAACCUUCAGAAGAAGUAGCCAUGCCUUCAGAAGAAGUAGCCACGCCUUCAGAAGAAGUAGCCAUGCCUUCAGAAGAAGUAGCCAAGCCUUCAGAAGUAGCCAAACCUUCAGAAGAAGUAGCCACGCCUUCAGAAGAAGUAGCCAAGCCUUCAGAAGAAGUAGCCACGCCUUCAGAAGAAGUAGCCACGCCUUCAGAAGAAGUAGCCAUGCCUUCAGAAGAAGUAGCCACGCCUUCAGAAGAAGUAGCCAUGCCUUCAAAAGAAGUAGCCAAGCCCUCAGAAGAAGAAGCCAAACCUUCAGAAGUAGUAGCCACUAAUCUAGAGGAAAGUACUGAUCCAUCCGGAAUAGUUAAGUACAUUACACUAAGCCAAAGCAUCAAUGGCUACAGCAAUAUCCAUCUCCCUGAUUGCAAACUCCAUGAGAUGUUUAGCCUCUUACCUGAUGUAGCACCAAGGAGCACCAUCAGCCUGAGCCUCCUGUAUAGAGGGAUGCUUCUUGGGGUCACCAGAGGAGAUUGCGGGGAGAAAGAGGAGUUCUUUGUCUCAUGGAGAAAAAUCCAAAGAUGGAGAAAGAGUGAGGAAGAUGCUCAUACAGUGACAUAUGAUGUCUAUUCAGUGCCUAGUGAGGAAUAUAGUUGCUUGGUCAUACACACCGAACAAGCUGAUUAUCUUCUAGCAUCAACAAUUGAGAUGAUUAAAGGAUUACAGAGUGAACUUAAAGGACCUGUUUUCCAAACAUCGGACUUGAAACGGAACAAAGAGAGGGAAGUUAUAGAGUGGAAUAACAUUGUGUAUAGUGAGACAAGAUUUAAUGCAGAGCGAGAAAUAGCUGAGUUUUACCCCGAGGUGUCCAUGCUAAGGUGAUCAAUCUCAAUCCAUGGGUGGUCAAAGGAACUUAACAAGCCCAAAAGACCCUCCCCAUGAAAUAUGUAAAUUGCACAUAGCGCGUGCGCUAACGUUUUGGUUGGCAAAAUGAGGGAACA
This is a messenger RNA of Asterias rubens (European starfish), 1497 nucleotides long. RefSeq lists its product as uncharacterized. The transcript is spliced from 9 exons. The coding region runs from base 20 to 1378 and encodes 452 amino acids. The record is from RefSeq and is a predicted model, not a curated record. Lineage: Eukaryota; Metazoa; Echinodermata; Asteroidea; Forcipulatida; Asteriidae.